UAUACUUAAGUAUCCGAUGGCCAGGUAGUUUUCUCAGUGGGUGAUGACGGCGAGGGCGGCGAUGCAAUUAGCUGAACCGGUGUAAAAUUACCUACUUAUUUAUCUGUAUGCGUAUAUACUACUACUAUAUGUAAUGUGUGCAGAAAUUCGUCGACGAAACAUAUCCACGAGUGGAGGUGACAGAAGUGGAAACCCAGGAUUUCCUUGAUUCUUUCAACAAAUUACACCAGCUUUACAGACUCCAGCGCUCGUAAAGACGUGGUAUCAAAAGAAAUAUAAAGAGAACUGCUGCUGAUGUCUCUGGCUCGACUCGAGACAACGACGAUGGUGUUGACGACUACGCUAGAUAUAGCUCGAAGUUAUGUUUUGACGUGCCCGAUAAAAGUUUUCACUUGGCACAAAUUCAUGAGUUGUUGGACAUUGUGCAAAAUUUACCAAAGAUCAAGGAUUAUCAACGGGCCCUUGUGAAAAUCAAUAUUGCGCAAACCAUACUUGCAGAUUUAACACAGCCAUUCAAGUCGAAUGCGAUACUAAAAGGGAAAAAUCAGACGGACCCACGCCAGCAAAACGGAAUCGCGGCAGAAAGGAUAUGCAUAAAGAUAUCGAAAACGAAAAAGGCAAAGAUUGCGAAGACGGUAGAGACGAAGAUGACGAGUACACGGCAGACGAGAUAGCCUUGUCAAGACGAUUAAAGGGUGCGAAGUACCGGGCUCGCCAAGCUAAUGGACAAAUCGUCAAGUUACCACCAACAGCUGAUGCCGUUUCAAAAGACAAGAGAGAUGAAGGAACUUGCCAGGCCAGCAGCAGGAAAAGCCUCUAUAGCACAGAUAAGAUUAAUGUGUCGGAUACAUCCUCGUACUGUUCGGCGAUAAGUGAACUCCUCAUAGAGCGGCAAAUGAAUAAUCAGAGCAAUUUUGCCGGGGAAUUUGUAAGCAAACCCUCAAAGACGUCAGAAAUCGCAGCAACUCCACGCACUGAUCGAAAGCGGGUGUGGCAAGGCAAUGGCGAUAAAAAAUCACUUAAUGAUCCGGCAGCGCAGGUGAUGGACAGCAGCGGCAGUGGCUGCGAUAGCCAAAUUCCAAAAGUGCAGUCGUUAAAGACUGCUGCUGCUGGUGACGAUUCAUUGACCAAAAAGGCGAGAGGGAUCCGGAAAACACUUCGCCGGCUGCUACUAUUACCACGGCGCAUUCAAUAAAGGCGAACAGAAGUGGGAUUAAUCACUUGUGAAUCUCAGGGCCAUUCAAGCUGGACAAUAGCCCUAUUAUAAAGAUACUGUGAGGUAGGCAGAAGCAGCGAAGCGUGUGCACACAGCGGGAACCCGAAAAGGUGCAGGUAAGCGGCGGGAGGAGCCUAUCAGAAAAGUAAAUACCUGCGACAGGUAUAAGAGAGUACCUGGGGAGACUUUAUAAAUGGACACCUUGUGGUUCCGUACUAAUGGCAGAAAUUGUGGAUUCGUGAAUCUCAACUCAACUUGAGUAUAGUUAUUGUGAAGCAUUAGUACUUUUGUUCUAUUUUGAUGAUUGAAUUGUGAUUAGAAGUUUUGUACGAUCUUUCGCAUUUAUAGUCUUAAAAAUAAUAAUGUUUAUAUAAAAAACUUAAUUUUUGCAAACUACACUUAAGAGAACUUCA
This is a messenger RNA of Nasonia vitripennis (jewel wasp), 1629 nucleotides long. RefSeq lists its product as uncharacterized. The record is from RefSeq and is a predicted model, not a curated record. Lineage: Eukaryota; Metazoa; Arthropoda; Insecta; Hymenoptera; Pteromalidae. The transcript has 5 exons. Bases 590 to 1195 code for a protein of 201 amino acids.